CCAAAUGCAAGUAUGGAAGAACCUCAAUCAAAAUAUCUGCUAUUAACCAAUAGGGUUUAGGAGAGGUUUUGAAUUCCCUCGUCUCCAACUUCAUCUUCUCUCUCUCUCUCCUCUCUCUCUCUUCACUGUAACACUCUUAUCUACAUUAAAAAAUCAACACUUCUCACUUAGCACAAUUGAACCUUCAGCUCUGGCUUCCACCGCCCCAUUUUCGCCGAGUCCCAGACCUCAAUUCCAGCAACCCUCUUCUUCUUCUUCUUCAUCGCCGCCAUGGAAACCCCACAAGAACCCCAAUUUCAUUUCCAUGUCAACCCCGGAAGCCCCCAUUUUAUCGCAGAGCCCCCAAUUUUCAUCUUCCUCCUUCCCUCAAAACCUCAAGCUCCCCUCCCUCCAUAACCCCGCCCUCCUCCUUCCGCCGCCUGUCUCCGACUCCUCCGACGACAAUUUCCGGGGAAACCUCGACAAGGUCGCGACUUUGCAGGUAAUACCCAAUGGGUUCCCCUCGAAUUUCACGAAGGAGUCCAAGGAUAGGGUUUUCAUUCAGGACCCACCUUGGAUUUCCUCUCUCUUCAUGAAGAACCUGCUCUUUAGGAGCAGGAAUCGAGGCGGGGUCAAAAUAGAAUUUCAAGAAAUGGAGAGGCGGAAGUACUAUUUACUGAGGCGGCGGCAGGUGAAAGCCGAAACCGAGGCUUGGGAGAAUAAGGUGGAGGAGUACAGAGAGCUGGAGAGGGAAAUGUGCGAGAAGAAGUUGGCGCCAAAUCUGCCUUAUGUCAAGAAAUUGAUUCUGGGUUGGUUCGAGCCUUUGAGGGAAGCUAUUGAGAAGGAGCAGAACACGCAGAGGUCGAAGAAGAACAAGGCGGCGUUUGCGCCUUUUAUCGACGCGUUGCCUGCAGACAAAAUGGCUGUCAUUGUUAUGCAUAAAAUGAUGGGGCUUUUGAUGAUGGGAGGAAAAGAAGAUCGGUGCGUGCGCGUGGUCGAAGCUGCCGUACAAAUUGGGGUUGCGGUUGAGAAUGAAGUUAGAAUCCACAGUUUCUUGGAGAAAAUGAAGAAAAACGAGAAACGAGAAAUUGGAGACGAAAGUCAAGUAGAUUCGAGUAACGAAGCUGUGAUAAUGAGAAAACGUGUUAAGAGUUUAAUUAAACGAAACCGGGUGAUUGAAGUGCAUAAGCUCGUGAGAAGUGAAGAAUUUAAGUCGUGGGGUCGAGAUAUACAGGCUAAGUUGGGAUGUUGUCUUAUUGAGUUGUUAACGCAAAGUGCUUAUGUGCAACCUCCAGUCAAUCAGUCAGCCGACAGCCCACCCGAUGUUCGCCCUGCGUUUAGGCACAUAUUCAAGAUUGCAACGAGAUUACCGGGGCAGACCAUUGUGAAAAGAUAUGGAGUCAUAGAAUGUGAUCCUCUGGUUCUUGCUGGGCUCGAUAAAACUGUUAAACAUAUGAUCAUUCCUUAUGUACCGAUGUUGGUGCCACCAAAAAAAUGGAAGGGGUAUGACAGAGGCGGUUACCUAUUUUUGCCUUCGUACUUGAUGCGUACUCAUGGCUCACGGCAUCAACAAGAUGCUGUUAAAACUGUUACGUCGAAACAAAUGCAGAAAGUAUAUGAGGCCCUUGAUACCUUAGGAAAUACUAAAUGGAGAGUGAAUAAACGCAUCUUAACUGUGGUGGAGAAUAUUUGGGCUGCAGGUGGCAAUAUUGCAGGUCUCGUAAACCGUGAAGAUAUUCCGAUUCCGGAGCUUUUGCUCUCUGAAGAUAUGAAGGAAGCGAAGAAGUGGAAAUGGAGUGUGAGGAAGGUGAAGAAAAUCAAUCAAGAGAGACAUUCUCAAAGAUGCGAUACUGAAUUAAAGCUCUCUGUUGCUCGUAAGAUGAAAGACGAAGAGGGUUUUUACUAUCCGCACAAUCUCGAUUUUCGAGGGCGAGCAUAUCCUAUGCACCCACAUUUGAAUCAUCUGAGUUCCGAUCUAUGUAGAGGAGUUCUUGAAUUUGCCGAAGGGAGGCCAUUGGGAAAAUCUGGUUUACGUUGGUUGAAAAUACAUGUAGCAAAUCUAUACGGUGGAGGUGUUGAGAAGCUUUCGUACGAUGAUCGAGUCGCAUUUGUGGAAAAUAAUAUAUCGGAAAUAUUCGAUUCUGCCGAUAAUUCUCUCAAUGGAAAUCGGUGGUGGUUGAAGGCUGAAGACCCUUUUCAAUGCUUGGCCGCCUGUAUUAAUCUGGUCGAAGCAUUGAAAAGCCCGUCUCCACAUACAGUCAUUUCCCACUUGCCAAUUCAUCAGGAUGGGUCGUGUAACGGUCUGCAGCAUUAUGCAGCUCUAGGAAGAGACAGUUUUGAAGCUGCGGCAGUGAACUUAGUUGCUGGAGAUAAACCUUCCGAUGUUUACUCGGAAAUUGCAGAGAGGGUUCAUAAUAUAAUGAAAAGAGAUAGUGAGAAGGAUCCUGAAACUGAUCGACAUGCUUUGAUAGCCAAGGUGUUAAUCGGUCAGGUGGACAGAAAACUCGUAAAACAAACAGUGAUGACAUCAGUAUAUGGUGUAACUUACGUUGGUGCACGCGAACAGAUCAAAAGACGAUUAGAAGAGAAGGGUCUCAUUACUGAUGACAAGCUUCUCUUCAGUGCAGCUUGUUAUGCUGCUAAAGUAACAUUGGCAGCACUUGGGGAGUUAUUUCAAGCUGCACGUGCGAUAAUGGCUUGGCUCGGUGAUUGUGCUAAGAUUAUUGCUUCGGAAAAUGAACCUGUACGGUGGACAACUCCACUUGGCCUUCCCGUCGUACAACCAUACUUUAAAUCGCAGCGUCAUGUAAUAAGAACUUCUCUUCAGGUUUUGGCUUUACAACGUGAGGGCGAUUCAGUUGAGGUAAGAAAGCAGAGAACUGCAUUCCCUCCAAACUUCGUACACUCGUUGGAUGGUUCACAUAUGAUGAUGACUGCCAUUGCUUGUCGAGAUGCUGGAUUGCGUUUUGCCGGUGUGCACGAUUCAUUCUGGACACAUGCUUGCGAUGUUGAUAGAAUGAAUCAGAUACUCAGACAAAAAUUCGUGGAUCUCUACAGCAUGCCGAUUCUCGAAAAUCUGCUUGAAAGCUUUGAGACGUCGUAUCCGACACUGAAGUUUCCUCCUUUGCCGAAUAGAGGAGACUUCCUUCUUGAACAAGUUAUCGAAUCACCAUACUUCUUCAACUGACUUUAAAAAAUAAAAAUUGGAAAAAAUCUUACGAGAUGCGGAAAAUUGUUUAAACGUUUUCUGCGGGAGAUCAAGACGGAGGCACGGGACAAUUCUCAGGCAGUAAAGUAAAAUUAGAAUGGAUAGUAUUACAGUUGUAAUUGGGAUUAAAGUGUACACACUGUCUGUAUAUAUGUACAGUGAGUGCAGUAUUUUUUGGUGUAUAGUUUAUAUUGCAAGAAAUCUAUGGGUUUUGUUUGUAUGUUUAUAUUAUUUUUAAAUAUUUUUUGAUGA
Erythranthe guttata (spotted monkey flower) is the source of this 3439-nucleotide messenger RNA. The record is from RefSeq and is a predicted model, not a curated record. NCBI's taxonomy places the organism in Eukaryota, Viridiplantae, Streptophyta, Magnoliopsida, Lamiales, Phrymaceae.